UAGACUUAAUACAUCUUUAUUGAAACCUAUAAAGAUGGAUGAUUAUGCUUUUCAAAUUUUGCAAAAAUAUGAUCGAGAAAAAAUAAUUUCACCAAUAGAUCUUGAUAUAUAUUGUAAUAGAAGUAUAACAGAUGACCAUGCAGAAAAUAUCCUAGAAAUGUUAACAAAAUUUUGUUUAACAAAAAAUUGUUCUUCAAUCUAUAAUUCAACUCAUGCAGCUGUUAUAAGAUUAUUCUUAUUACUUGGAAGAGAUAAAGAUAUUAUUAAUAUGCUGCGAGAAACUGUCAAAUAUAGAAUAUUUCCUGAUGUUUUCACUGCCAACAUUUUUAUGGACCAUUUUAUCAAAAAGGACGAUGGGAAAAGUGCUGCACAAAUGGCAUAUCAUCUUAUGCUCCAAGAAGAAAUAUACCCUGUGAUAUCUAGUUCGCAAUCACCUACACAAAAGCCAAUCUCGCAGACUGAAAGCUUGUCAUUUCCCCUUCUAGAAACCCAGAGUCACAUAACACCCUACCUCGCACUUUAUUCAUCUUUGCUGAAUUUUCAUCAAAAUUAUUCCUUGACGAAUGUCAACAAAGGUGAAUCUAUAGAUUCCAGUUUAAACGAUGAUAAAAUUUUGGAUAACAGAAAUGCCAAAGAUAAUUCUAGUAAAAAUUCCGAAGAUGAAGAAAUGGUCUACGUUAGGGUACCUUACCUAAAACGAUACCAUUUUGACGACCAUUUUGACAUACUUAAAUUCGAUUCCGAAAAGGCUGAUAGGCUCCUACUCGGUAAAACCCUGGCCUACCUUGGGGACUUUAGAGUCAACGACGAUUAUUUCAACAACAUUAUAGGGAGAAGUUCUCAAAUAUUGGGGUUGAGUUUGUGGAGAAAAUUCGACAAGGCAUUAGAUAUUCUGAACAAACAUCUAACGGAAGAUACCGAGACGGCUAUCACUAAGGACACCGUUGAUAAUUUUUUUUGCCAAUUCGAUAACUAUCGCCAAGAGAUAGCGGAGAUCCAAAAAAUGGAAGCGGAUAAUAACUCGAAGCAAGAAAUGCAUUUACCCGUAUUUAAUUUCGAUCAACCGCCUAAAAAGUUCGAAUUAUCUUACGAUCUGGACGCGAUCGAGAAAGAGUGUCAGGCAGUCGUUGAACAGUUAGAAAAGCAGAAAAAAAUAUCGAAUUUCCCCGUCGUUGAUCUGGCCAAGUCCCUGGUUGAGGACACGGUUAAACUUCACGAGAGUCGGGAUAUAGAAAUACAGAAAUCGUUCUUCAACAAAUGGAUAGAAGAAAGAGAAACAAAUUUGCAAAAUCAAAUAAAGGAACACUACAAAAAGCGUAAGCUGGCAGAAAUUAAGCGCGCUAAGGAGGAAUUGGAGGAAGAAGAAAAAUUGAUAACAUUUUUCGAUCGCGAGAAAGAAGUGGAAAUGCUCUUGGACAAAGCCGACAAAAUAAGGGACCUCAUAAAACGCAAAAAUCAACCGCCUCCCGGUCACGGCCACAAUUUUAUAUCGUCCUUUGAACCUAUGAAGGAUUGAUUGAAAAUUUUUUAUUUUAUGAUUUAAUGCUAAAUACCCCUAGAAAUAUUAUAAUGAAAAUAA
Messenger RNA from Gordionus sp. m RMFG-2023, 1579 nucleotides. RefSeq lists its product as uncharacterized. Lineage: Eukaryota; Metazoa; Nematomorpha; Gordioida; Chordodea; Parachordodidae. The transcript has 11 exons. Gene Ontology annotation, cellular component: mitochondrion. The coding region runs from base 35 to 1516 and encodes 493 amino acids. The record is from RefSeq and is a predicted model, not a curated record.